This is a messenger RNA of Meira miltonrushii, 204 nucleotides long. RefSeq lists its product as uncharacterized. Gene Ontology annotation, cellular component: interphase microtubule organizing center; gamma-tubulin ring complex; spindle. The coding region runs from base 1 to 204 and encodes 67 amino acids. Lineage: Eukaryota; Fungi; Basidiomycota; Exobasidiomycetes; Exobasidiales; Brachybasidiaceae. The record is from RefSeq and is a predicted model, not a curated record. The transcript is spliced from 3 exons. Gene Ontology annotation, biological process: gamma-tubulin complex localization; microtubule nucleation by interphase microtubule organizing center; mitotic spindle assembly.
AUGGAGAGGGCAUCCGAGAGUGGUCAACAGCAGUCAAUGGAACUACUGCACGAAUUGAGUCAAUUGAUGCAAACCGGAUUAUCAAGAGAACAAUUACGGAUAUGCAUAGAUCUGAUUCAAACGGGUGAAGAUCCAAAAGCCAUAGCAAUCGCCAUCAAAGAGCUACGGCAUAGAGAGGCUACUUCUAAUCGACAGGCCAUUUGA